Molecule: messenger RNA, 1300 nt
Organism: Lethenteron reissneri (Far Eastern brook lamprey)
Lineage: Eukaryota; Metazoa; Chordata; Hyperoartia; Petromyzontiformes; Petromyzontidae
Gene: C32H8orf48
Product: chromosome 32 C8orf48 homolog
Source: RefSeq, a predicted model, not a curated record
UGGUGAGUGGUAGGUGAGUGAGUGGUGAGUGAGUGGUGGAUGAGCAAGUGGUGGAUGAGCAAGUGAUGAGUGAGUGGUAGGUGAGUGAGUGGUGAGUGAGUGAGUGGUGGAUCAGCAAGUGAUGAGUGAGCAUCUGAACCGUUUCGGAGCCUCCCGAGCGAACACGGGGUCUGACGCUGCCCUCUCCGCCUUCUGCCGGAGGAGCGUGGAGAGGGUGCGGCGCGAGAGCCAGGGUCCCAGGGGCAACGAGACCCCGAGAGGGGUCACGUGGACCCCCAGAGGGGAUCCCGAGGAGGAGGAGACCCCUAUCCCCGAGGUGCUGCUGCAGAGAUUGCGUCUCGCCACGAUGGCGGACGAUGUGCGGCAGGCGAGCACGCUGCAGCUGCACGUGCCAGCGAGCUGCUCCGCGUGCCGCGACGCUGCCGCCGCCCUCGCCCGACAAGACUUUGUGCGGCGGAGAUGGUCACAACUCCAGGAGCGCAGACUCCAGUGGGAGAUCGAGGGACAUCUCUACACGAAGGACUCGCUGUCUCUCAUUGGGGUCAUUCACGAGGGACUGCCCCGCCCCUCUGCACCCCCGGAGGUCAUCUGGGGUCAGCUGAAGAGCAGAGAAUCCUCACGGAGAGACCUGAAGGAUAACCCUGAUAGAGAGACCCCCAGAGAGAGGAGAGACCCCCAGAGAGAGGAGAGACCCCCAGAGAUAGACCCCAGAUACAGACCCCCCAAGCAGGACCCCCGAGAGCCCAGCUGAUAAACAGCAGCCCCCCCCCCUGGUCGCCUGGUCACAGUUGCGACGUCCUUCACCCCGUGUGAAGGGUCACGGAGGUCACGAUCCCCAACCUCGGGUACAGAACCGGUCUGUGCGGUGACACCACUGAACGAUCCAGCGUGGUGGAUCAGUGCAACUGCCAUCGUGGUGGGAGUACAACAAGUGGGUUCUGAAACCCGUUUGUGCGGCCCUGAAAGUGUUAUUUCCUCGUGCGUCAGUGGUGAGUGCCCUCCGCUCUCCGCACUCCCCUCGCACGCGCAAAAUAAUCGAAGGUUGCUCGAUUUGGAUCGAACAAACUCAUCCCCCCACGGUGGCAAGACCCCUCCUUGAAAGAGCGCCUCGCGACUUGGUCGAUGGCUACCUGGAGAAAUUGAUGGCAUCGUUCGACUUCUCCGUCGUGCAUAAACUCUCUCUCUCUCUGUGGCCAAAUGCAAAUAUUCGCAGAACUCCGUUCCGUCUCCAUGUCGACGAUCACUGUAUUCAUCGCCGGCUCUGCGCACCAAUGUUAUCACAAUAAAGAAGCUGCCUUCC